GUAUAAAUUGUCUGUGACAGUUUAAAAUUGAAUUAAAAUCAAUAAGAGGUCGAAGUGAUAGAACCCAAGAUGGCGACUUCACAGGUUUUUCUGUUUAUGUUGUUACUCGCAGGCAUAGCGGUCAUCGCUGAGACCGGUCGUAUCGUGGGCGGUCAGCCGGCCCCCAUUGAACGAUACCCUGCAAUAGUCCAAGUAAAUGCCCUCAGCAUCAGCAAUGCUUGGGUAGAAUACUGUGCGGCGAACAUUCUUACUACAAGAUACAUUCUUUCCGCUGCACAUUGCUUCCACGGAUUCCUGUACGCGCCCUCCAGACGGCGUAUAAGGGCGGGUACGGCUGAGCAGCACGUUGGAGGCAUGGUAGUGUACGUGGAGCGGGAAUUCAACCAUCCCAGCUACGGUCUCUUGGGUAUGGAUGGUGAUAUCACCGUGGUCCGGCUACAGUCAUCUCUGGUCUACUCCCCUGUCAUCCAGCAAGCCACCAUUGUCGCUCAAGGUUCCCAAAUACCAGACAAUGUGCCCGUCGUAUACGCUGGAUGGGGUGCUAUGUGGUCUAAUGGGCCAUCUUCUGAUAUCCUGCUGGACACAACAGUUUACACUGUCAACAACGAAGUGUGUACGGAAAGGUACAAGAAUUCUCCCCGCCAAGACAUCGUUACCGAGAACAUGAUAUGCGCUGGUCUUCUUGACGUCGGUGGUAAAGACGCCUGUCAAGGUGACUCCGGUGGCCCGCUGUAUUACGGCAACAUUCUCGUAGGAAUCGUCUCCUUCGGCGAGGGCUGCGCCAACGCUACCUUCCCAGGAGUCAACGCCGCUGUCGCCUCAUACACUGACUGGAUUGUGGCAACAGCUGUUUAAUGAUUAUUGUGGAUUUACUACUAAUAAAUUGUUUGUUGAGCUUUGAUGUUAA
This is a messenger RNA of Papilio polytes (common Mormon), 907 nucleotides long. RefSeq names its product trypsin, alkaline C-like. Gene Ontology annotation, biological process: proteolysis. NCBI's taxonomy places the organism in Eukaryota, Metazoa, Arthropoda, Insecta, Lepidoptera, Papilionidae. Gene Ontology annotation, molecular function: serine-type endopeptidase activity. The record is from RefSeq and is a predicted model, not a curated record. The transcript is spliced from 4 exons. The coding region runs from base 70 to 855 and encodes 261 amino acids.